UCUCACAAGGUUUAUUGCGCAACACAAAUGGGAGAUUCCAUCGAUGGUCGUCUCCUGAAAUCUUACGGAAAUAUUACACGAAAUUUUCCGUUGAAAUGGGGUUUACCAUCCAGAAUUCGUAUAGAUAUGUGGAGAGAUAGUAACACAGGACUACUGUGAUCCACCCAACGCAUUGAAAAAGGAGAUGAAGAUGAGUGUCUUUGUGUUCACCACGAAGGUCUAUGAGUAGACGCUUCGUAACGUGCCUUCUGCUGUCUGCUGGCCUCUAAAGUUUGCCUUCAUCAACAAUUGACAGAUCUGAGCAAAUCGCUCUGCUCUUGGAACAUAACAUUGUUAAAAUCCAUUGGUGCUAAAAAGAAACCACAACUAAAAAGCAGGACGACCGUUUGCAAUUCAUAUCUGCGUCAUUUUAACCUGGAGACUGUGCCUCUGCUACCCUUUAGAGACUUAUAUUGACCAUGGAUUGCUUUGUGGAUGAAUCUGUAACUAAGUUGAGGGGCGUGGUCAAAGAUACAGGGGAGGGGUAUGAGAUGACCCUGCCCAUCGAAUGUCGAUUGACCCAGACGGGAGGGGAGGUGGAAACACUUUUGUCGACGGUCCUUAAAUCUCAGAGGGAAAGCCAGCAUGAUGAGGAUGGUGAAUCGGAUGCAGUUGCUAAGCAGCAGGCUGCAGUAGAUGAGGUCCUCUACCAUGCUAUGGUACGUCUGGAUACAGAACUGAACAAGAAGGAGAAAGACAGCCCAGAGGAAACAGAGAUUGAGGUCAAUCUCCUGGCCCGUUUGGAACAAGUUCUGGAGUACUGUUCCCAUCGCCUUGGCAACAAGAUCAUCUCACUAGAAGUUCUACUUCUCCUUUCAGUGGUCCUAGACCCUAACGCAAGCUUCAACAAGGCAGAUACAUGGUCAUCUCGCUCCUCUUUCUCAAAGAGUUCGGUGCUAGCACAGCUGAUCAACCACUUUGGUGCAUGUAGAGGGUUCGAGCAGGUGAGGCAGAGACUGCGUCAGGCCAGGGAUCUCAGUAUUGCUCAUCUAGCAGCUCUCUUGAGGCCUUUUGGACAGUGUUACCAGCAGCUUACAGCCGAUACAAUCAAAAGCUACUUCCUUCCCACUGUGGAUGCAGUAUGUUCUCAUCUAUUGUCAUGUUCAGACCGACAGUUAUUUCAACAAGACAUUCAGAUUGGAGAGUUACCAGCAACCUAUCUUGUAGGGCCUCGGGCAGCAUACGUCAUAGUGGAGGCUGUAAUGAAUCUACUGUCGGCUGUCAAAUCAGAAGAAUCAGAAGCAGAGGUCAAAGUUCAGUAUUGGCAGGACACCAUCCUCACAAGGUUAAAGCAUGCUUUAGAGGAUGAGGUUAGCUCUGGUGAAUGUUCACCCUCAGGAGGUACCGGGCAUGGCCAGAGUGGUACCUCUAGCCCCCAGGGACAGGUGGCAUCAAGACGAACCUCCAGGGAAAGCCAGAAAGAUGUUUCUACACCAGGCUCUAUCAAUGAGGGUGAAUACGACAUCAAGUCACCUACCAGCCUAAGCAGUAGAUCCUGUCAGACCCUGCCUUACGUGGUAGACUCAGUCCAGCAGGACACCUUAGAUCUGAUUGAACGUCUAGCCAAGGAGAACGGCACUGCUCCAUUCAAAGACCCUCUAACAACACCACAAAGCCCUACGGAAUCAUGCUCCGACUCCGGCACGAUACCCGACCCCACAGACUUCCCUCCUGCCUCUCAGCAGAUGAUCACCAUCGACAUCGAACCGCCGUCUCCCCGACCUCCGCACGCAUCAACACUAACCAUGGACGCCACCUUCGAUCUUGAUGCGCCCUCGACGUCGUACGGGAUCGUUGAUCGCCCUAGUCAGUUCCCGUUUGACCGCAUGCAGCCGGAGUUGGUUUCUAACGAUGUGAUUGUUUGGAACCAGGGGCGUCCGUGCCCCUCCUUGGCCUGUGGGUCCGGUAACCCGAUGGAGGGUAAACACAUUCCGUUAGGGUUUGGGCUGGAUUCCAGCGACACAUCAUCCAUGGUGUCGAUGACGUCGGUAGCGAGGUCGGCCAGUGAGCUGGGCACAACGUGUAGGGUUUGCUUUGAAGGAGAGACGUCAUCAAAGAACAGGCUCAUCAGACCAUGCAGAUGUACCGGGUCAGCAGCUAGUAUUCAUCGUCAAUGCCUGGUCAAAUGGAUCCAGAUAUCUGGUAACAGAACGUGUGAGGUAUGUGGCGCACGCUUCAGUUAUGUGCCUCUCUCAGAACACAUGCGAGGGGUCAUGGAUAAAUUCAGGUCAAAUCGGAGAUGGAGAAACGUUGCAUUUGCUGUCCUGGUGGGACUGGUGGUCAUUCUCUAUCUCAUCAUCUUUGCUGUGUUUCCUGGUGGCAUAAUGAACAAUUAACCCCACCCCAAUCUCCAUCCCAGCAACCCCCUACCCCGCCCUCCCUUUCUUAUUUUAUUUUAAACUAAUGCAUAUUAAGUGAGGUUAUACUAGAUAUC
Molecule: messenger RNA, 2473 nt
Organism: Strongylocentrotus purpuratus (purple sea urchin)
Lineage: Eukaryota; Metazoa; Echinodermata; Echinoidea; Camarodonta; Strongylocentrotidae
Exons: 13
Coding region: 459-2375 (638 amino acids)
Molecular function (GO): zinc ion binding
Source: RefSeq, a predicted model, not a curated record